This is a messenger RNA of Onychostoma macrolepis, 2818 nucleotides long. It is a transcript of the gene slc41a2b, whose product is annotated as solute carrier family 41 member 2b. Gene Ontology annotation, molecular function: monoatomic cation transmembrane transporter activity. Gene Ontology annotation, cellular component: plasma membrane. The coding region runs from base 269 to 1933 and encodes 554 amino acids. The transcript has 11 exons. The record is from RefSeq and is a predicted model, not a curated record. Gene Ontology annotation, biological process: monoatomic cation transport. Lineage: Eukaryota; Metazoa; Chordata; Actinopteri; Cypriniformes; Cyprinidae.
UGUAAAAACGUGAGCUCACGAGUCUUUUAUUUUGAAAUGCGUGCUCGCUCCCGCGGCAGUGAUGACGCGCCGCCGCUGUCACAGAGCUCCAGUCCAGCGAUCAGGGAAGAAGCAGAAACUCGUCUCGACGGAACUAAAAUAUCACGGUCACUGCGAUAUUGUCAGAGCUUGUUCAUGGCUGUAAUGGAUGCCACCUGCUGUGUUUGCUGAUCUGCUGCUCUUCUCAAAGUCCAGAGGGCCAUGAGCCCAACUAGUUCCUGUCUGCAGUAUGAGCCUCCGAACCAUAGGGGGCGCUGUGCUCAGCUCCCUGGGCCCUAGUCUGGCAGCUCAGGCUGGAGGAGCCUGGAGCUCCGUCUCUUUCAGACCCAUACCCUCCUUGCUUCAGACCAUGGUACCUGCUGGUUACACCGCACUACAGGAGGAACGGCUGGCCAUGGUGGACCUCGGCACGCCCAAGCCAGAGACCCUCAAGAACGGGUUCCACCGCGAGCCCCGCCGCCACUCAGACCGCAGCAGCCGAACGUCCAUCAGCCUGUCUGAUGCCGGAGACGGACGCUUUGCGGAGACGGAGCCCAUUCUGCCUGAUGGGAGGCUUUCAGGAGAAGAGGCAAAUGAGGAAGAGGAGAGCGAAGAGGAAGGGCAGCAGCAGCCAACUAGAAAUAUGCCCAAAGAGUCACCCCUUGCCAUGGCAUUGCAGAUACUGGUGCCCUUCCUUCUAGCUGGGUUCGGGACAGUUUCGGCCGGAGUCGUACUGGAUAUAGUACAGCAUUGGGAAGCAUUUAAAAACAUAACCGAGAUCUUCAUCCUGGUUCCGGCUCUUUUGGGUUUGAAAGGAAACCUAGAGAUGACUCUUGCUUCCAGGCUUUCCACAGCGGUGAAUGUGGGGAAAAUGGACUCGCCCAUAGAGAAGUGGAACCUUAUUAUUGGGAAUUUGGCACUGAAACAGGUGCAGGCCACAGUGAUAGGGUUCCUGGCAGCAGUAGCGGCCGUUGUACUGGGUUGGAUUCCUGAAGGAAAGUUCCAGAUCGGUCACGCCGUGUUGCUGUGUUCUAGUAGUGUCGCUACAGCUUUCAUAGCAUCUCUGCUGCAGGGUAUAAUAAUGGUGGGUGUGAUUGUGGGCUCUAAGAAGACGGGCAUCAACCCUGAUAAUGUAGCCACACCCAUCGCUGCCAGUUUUGGUGACCUCAUCACGCUGGCCAUCCUGGCAUGGAUCAGCCAGGGCCUCUACAACUGCCUAGACUCUCACCCAUAUGUGUCGUCUCUGGUGUGUGCCUUCUUCAUGUGUCUGACUCCGCUGUGGAUGGUCAUCUCUUCCAAACACCCUGCCAGCCGUCAGCUGCUCUACUCGGGCUGGGAGCCCGUUAUCACUGCCAUGUUCAUCAGCAGUAUUGGAGGACUCAUCCUGGACAAAACUGUGUCCGAUCCCAACCUGGCUGGGAUUGUGGUUUACACGCCUGUUAUCAACGGUAUCGGAGGAAACCUGGUGGCCAUCCAGUCCAGUCGGAUAUCCACCUACCUGCACUUUCACAGCACCCCUGGAGAGGUUCCUGACGAGGCCAAGGGUUGCUACUACCCCUGCCGCACCUUCUGUGGCACAGGGGCCAAUCACAGGUCAGCACAAGUACUGCUGUUACUGGUCAUCCCUGGUCAUUUGAUCUUCCUGUACACCAUUGAUCUGAUGGAAAGGGGUCACACCUCACUGACGCCCGUCUUCAUGGUCGUGUAUUUGGCUGCUGCUCUUUUCCAGGUGUUCUUGUUGCUUUGCAUUUCCGACUGGAUGGUGCACUCCAUGUGGAAAAGCGGGAAAGAUCCGGACAGUUUCUCUAUCCCAUACCUGACAGCGCUGGGCGACCUGUUGGGAACCGCCUUCCUGGCUCUCAGCUUCCACUUCUUGUGGAUCAUCGGGGACCAGGACAGUGAUGUGGGUGACUAAGGUCUUUCUUUGACCUUUGACCCGCAGAUCAAACUAUUCCAUGCUUGCUGUCCUCACUUAUUGCCUUGAAUGGCUGCUUGUCGGAUCGGGCAUGUGGCAUAAAAACAAACUUCUUCAAGUGCCAGAUGAUUUAUUAGUUGCCUCUAAAGAUUCGAAAGGCGGCAAAGCUUCUCCAUCAUCUCAAACAGGGUGAUUUCUGGUGCAUCUGAUGUCGGGCGGUACGAAAAGCUUCUUUAAUGCUCACUUUAUCAGCACUAUAGCAGUGGAAGGACCAAAUGCAAACAAGAAUAUGUCUGGUGAUUGUACGUUAUUUAUUUGUCUUUGUCUUUCUGUACUUAUUUACCCAUGUUGCUUUGUCGUCUCUUUUGAGACGUGAGACCAGUUCCUCAUGUCUGUUCAAUCGAGUCGGACCUUAUUACAAGUAUAUCCGCACAGUUUUACUCAACCAGUGCCAGAUCAAUUCAUAAAAACCUCUGUAAUGCAGUUUGAGAGUUAAAGUAUUGCUUUGUAUUGCUUAAUAGCGUAGAAUAAUGAACUAACAUAUAUCAGCUUUAAGAAAAGGGAAUAGACUUUCAACUGCUCAUUUAAAGAGAAACACAGCGGUCUGAGUAUCGAUUGGAAAUGUCAGAGUUUCUUUUUCAGUUUCCAACUACGUCCGUGGUUAAUGGUCAUGUAUGCACCAAACGUAUAUAUAUAUAUAUAUGUAUGUAUGUGUGUGUGUAAACAUUUUGUACAUUGUUACUAAGGUGCCAUGAACAGCAUUUUUCUAUGGGGGAAAAAAGAGUUUCUACUGGCACCAAUGGGGGAUUCUUUGUGUUUCUUACUUGCCAUGCUUUUUUGAUACUCAAAGUUUAAUAAAGGUUUAAUAAAAAUUUAUGUCCAAUA